Molecule: messenger RNA, 2840 nt
Organism: Scophthalmus maximus (turbot)
Lineage: Eukaryota; Metazoa; Chordata; Actinopteri; Pleuronectiformes; Scophthalmidae
Gene: sirt2
Product: sirtuin 2 (silent mating type information regulation 2, homolog) 2 (S. cerevisiae)
Exons: 16
Coding region: 145-1293 (382 amino acids)
Molecular function (GO): histone deacetylase activity, NAD-dependent; NAD+ binding
Source: RefSeq, a predicted model, not a curated record
ACCGUAUUUUCGAAGGACAACAACAAGACGAGCAAGCUAGCGGCUAACUGUGUAGUGGAUACCCGUCACAACUCUGUUAAAUAUUAGAUAAACAUCAGUUGUCAUCCGGACCCUUGUGGUUAAAGGGUUUCAGCAGACGGAUCAAUGUCUGAUGCAGCAGAACUCCCUGAUAGAAAAGAAGAGGAGGAGGUUACACCUGAACCAGAGGAACAAUCCGACGACAGCAGUGAGGAGGAGGCAGCAGGAGACACAGAAAUGGACUUCCUGCGCAACCUCUUCUCCAGCACCCUGGGCCUCGGCACCGCAGACAAAGUCCUGGAUGAUCUGACUCUGGACGGAGUGGCUCGAUACAUAAAGAGCGGCAAAUGUAAGAACAUCCUCUGCAUGGUUGGAGCAGGAAUAUCCACAUCGGCUGGAAUCCCGGAUUUCCGUUCACCAGGGACGGGCCUGUACGCAAACCUGCAGAAAUAUAACCUCCCUUGCCCAGAGGCAAUCUUCCAGAUCGAUUACUUCAAGAAACAUCCAGAGCCAUUCUUCGCACUGGCCAAGGAGCUUUACCCAGGACAGUUCAAGCCCACAAUCUGUCACUACUUCAUGAAGAUGCUGAAGGACAAGGGGCUCCUGAAGCGCUGCUACACACAGAAUAUUGACACCCUGGAGCGAGUGGCUGGGCUCGAAGGCGACGAUCUCAUCGAAGCUCAUGGAACAUUUUACACAUCCCACUGUGUCAGCUUCUGUUGCCGCAAGGAAUACAAUCUGGACUGGAUGAAAGAAAAGAUCUUUUCUGAUGACAUUCCCAGAUGUGACAAGUGCAGCAGUUUGGUGAAGCCAGAUAUUGUCUUCUUUGGAGAGAAUCUGCCUGUCCGGUUCUUCACUUCAAUGAAGAUGGACUUUCCACGCUGUGAUUUACUCAUCGUAAUGGGAACCUCCUUGCAGGUCCAGCCGUUUGCAGGUCUAGUCAGCAGGGUUUCAAAAAGUUGCCCCAGACUGCUCAUUAACAUGGAGAAGGCCGGGCAGGCUGACCCCCUGUUCGGGAUGCUUGGUUUCGGAGGAGGGAUGGACUUUGACUCAGAUAAGGCGUACAGAGACGUGGCUCACAUCGGUACAUGUGAUGACGGCUGCUUGGCUCUCGCUGACCUGCUGGGAUGGAAGGCGGAGCUGGACGAACUGGUGAAGCAGGAGCACGUCAGGAUCGACAGCCAGGACAAAACGGAGAAGGCCAGCGGGAGCAGCAAAGCUGCAGCCAAGUCGAGCUCUGCAUCGGUGGCACCGGAGCCCAAAAAGGAAGAGUGACUAAUUCAAAAGAUCCCCUUCUUUUAUUUAAAGCUACUGUAUUGAGGUAAGGUUGGCCCCUAGAGGCCGAUUGUGACACCCGGGUUUCUGAUUGAGGGUGAGCAUUGACGAGUGUCUGUCACACUGUAGUUUUAACCUGCAGACAUUUGAUUCCUCUGAAAAUCUCACAUUUAACAGCCCUGUGUUUUACGCUUUUGUUAAUAAUUGCACUUUACUGACAUAAAUUUACUUUGCUAUGUUUUUGCAUAAGCCCACAUUCAUCUCAGAUGUACAGUGUGAGUCUGAGACCACUAGUCAACAUACUUCUAGUUUGCAUCUGUUUCAAACAUGAUGCAAAUUUUCAUUCAUCAACACCAAACACCUCAGGCAGUGGGACCAUGGUGAAAGCUGAAAUCUGUGAGCCACUUCAACUCUCGUCACUGAUUCCAGUUUAUGCAAAAAGAUGAAGAUAAACCAGUCUGUCGUGCAUUUUAUCGCUCAUCUUUUUCCCACAGGCCAAAAGGGAUGUCAUGCACGGAUCAAAUGUUGAUCAAAAAAAAAGAUCUUUCUGAAAGGUGAACUGAGAUGGUUGUAAAUAUAACAGCAGGAUACUUGGUUAUGUGAAACAUAGCAACAACAAAAAAAUGUCUUGAUUUUUAACUAACAAUGUUUUUCAAGUUUACCCCUCUGCUCCCUGUUUGAACUCACUUCUGUAAUUGUUUUUAACACAAUGUUCUCAGACGUUUAUGACACAAAAAAAUGAUGCUCUCUUGAGUUUAUGGAGCUGCAAACUAAAGAUGAUGCACAGAAUAUAAUCAGUACUUCGCUCUGUCUGUUGUCAGGAUCUCAGUUUUUCCGAAGUUGAUUUUGCCUUUCUUGAGCUAUAGAUAGUGCUGAAGAGGAAACUACUUUUAGUGAUCAAGUCUCUCUGUCAAGUCAAAUUGAUCACUACGAGCAGAUGAUCACUAUAAACAAUAUGUUUCCUUUUUUUUUCCUCAAGCAGAUUACCAUCUCAUUGACUCUUGUUUGAAACUGUCGACUUGGCUAUGUACUGAUUUAAGAUAAAAAUAACAUAAGCCGUCUCCUGGUCCUGAGGUCUUGAGUAGUCAGAGUCUACUAACGUGAUAUAAGCGGGGACGAUGGUUACACUGCACAAGUCCGCAAACGCCAGCAGAGCAGGAACAGGAGUGCAAAUUAACCCUCCGUGCUACGGCGGUCUAAGUAAAUGAAGAUAUUACAUCCCGCACGAGUACCCACAACAACUGCAUCUAUACAUAUAUUCGAAAAGAGCGUUUGCAUAUGACAGCCUACAGUAACAGGCAACAAGAGUUUUUAUUUUUUUUCCCACAUGCACUGAGAUAAUAUGUUUAAGAGCAUUUAUACAGGAAUCAUCCUGUCCCAAGAUUUUGGAUCUCUAGAAGCAGUUUCCACUGUAUUUGUGGAAGCUGUAGGAGAAUGGAUUUUUUUCCCAUGUAACAUAAAGAAAUACAGUAGUGGACACAAUAUUAGGACAAUAUUAUGGAAACCAAUACAAAACUUCUGCAAUAAAUCUACCCUUUUAAACCUGA